AUGUUGAAGAUCCGAAGAAAGCGCGCGCGCAACGACUCGGUCCGCUUCUAUCUCAACGACGCGGUCGACUCGCUGCGCAACGACAUUCGCGUCAUGUGUGCCCGCCGGCCCAUCAACGCCCCGCCGCCGGUCUCGCGGCCGUGGUUCGGCGGAGUUCGGCCCGAGCAAGUGCACGCUGCCCAACCGCCGACUGCGUUUCACUCCGAGGACCGUGCCGCUGUGCGGGUCGAGCGGUUGCCGGCCAUCCGCAAGCCUGCGCUCUCGCCAACGUCGCUCGUCGUCGAGACCGUUCGCAAUCCGAUGCAGAGCUCCACCGCUCGCAAGCCGGCACUCCUUGCAGCACUCGAGCGUGAGCUGGAAUCCUCGCUUCGAGGCGUACCUGACGAUGUGUCAGGUGCACGUGAUGCGUACUCGGCCCAUGCCGCCAUUCUCGACAGGCUCGCAGGCGCGUUCGGCGUCUACGGCUCGCUCCUCGCGCGCAUCCACGGCGCAACCGCCGCGUACGUCAGGACGCUCGAGGCGGGCGCGAGGAGCAGUCCGGACGCGCCAGACCACGAGGUGGCAUGGAUGCGCGAGCGCAUCACCAUUCUCCAAGCUCAAGUCAACGAGAUGCGGCGCGGGCUCGACGAUGCUCACCGAGCCAACGAGCUGCUCCACUCCCAGCUCCACGACGCUGAUAUCCAGUACCAAGAGCUGUACGACAAGUUCCUUCUUCUCACCGCCGAUCACAUGCAUGCCCAGCAGCGCAAGUAGUUGGAGUGCGUGCGAUUUGUAAAGUGGUUUCCCGAC
Messenger RNA from Thecamonas trahens ATCC 50062, 789 nucleotides. RefSeq lists its product as uncharacterized. The coding region runs from base 1 to 753 and encodes 250 amino acids. The transcript has 2 exons. NCBI's taxonomy places the organism in Eukaryota, Apusomonadida, Apusomonadidae. The record is from RefSeq and is a predicted model, not a curated record.